GCAAGACCGCAGCCCAGUGUAUGGACAUGUCAGACACCAAGGUGUCCUGGUACACACUGCAGGUAGAGAGCAUUUGUUUCCCACACUCCGCAAUGGCAACGUGUGUUGUGUUGUUACUGACUGUUGUAGCAGGUGUUGUUGUCGCAGACGGCAAUCAGCAGACCGUGACCGACGCUGCACUUGCCGACAGAAUAGAAGCUUUAGAGGACAUCGUCAGACAACAGGCAAAGGUCAUUGAUGAUCUUGGUUCUGGUCUGCAACGAGCAUUAACGGGUUUGGAAGCAUGCUCUCCUUUGAGAAACACCUUUUCCGUAGUGGACACACCUGACAAUAUAGAAGGUACAGGUCUGUUACAAGAACAGUUAACUGGAAAUUCCGUACAACAUGCAGUCUUUGUUCGGUCGGAUGACAACGACCCUUUGAUACCGGUUGUGACUCAGCUGACAGAAAGGGUUAACGAAGUCAGUGCCGGUCUGCAGGCCAUGAAGAACGAAGUCAGUGCCAGUCUGCAGACUUUAAAAACCGAGGUGACUGAUGCUUCCACGUCUGUCUUCGUCCACUGGGGAAGCUCCACGUGUCCAGGCUCUGCUGUUCUCGUCUACUCCGGUGUCGUCGGGGGGUCUCACUACGACCAGCCUGGAGCAGCAGCCAACUACCUGUGCCUGCCCCUCUCUAACAUUACCUUGCUUGAUUACACAAACACCUACACUGCAUAUCUUUACGGUGGAGAAUAUCAAACAGAAGACGGACAUAAUGAUAAAGAUCCUCUAUGUGCCGUGUGUCGAUCGUCACGUGCCAAUAAUGUGAUGAUCCCGGCAACGACUGUCUGUCCAGCUGGCUGGACCUCGGAGUACAGCGGAUGGCUGAUGGCAGGAUAUUUCGGGCACAAAGCUGCCACCGAGUUCAUCUGUGUGAACUCCCAAGAAGAAGAACGCCAAGGAAGUGAAGUAAGCAAUGAUGGAAAACUGUUGUACUACACUGUCACUGACUGUGGGAGCCUGCCAUGUCCUCCUUACGUUACCGGGAAGAGGGUCACGUGUGUUGUCUGCUCCAGAUAGUCAGAA
Messenger RNA from Pomacea canaliculata, 1064 nucleotides. RefSeq lists its product as uncharacterized. Lineage: Eukaryota; Metazoa; Mollusca; Gastropoda; Architaenioglossa; Ampullariidae. The record is from RefSeq and is a predicted model, not a curated record. Bases 21 to 1058 code for a protein of 345 amino acids. The transcript has a single exon.